Hemiscyllium ocellatum (epaulette shark) is the source of this 2079-nucleotide messenger RNA. Its product is annotated as solute carrier organic anion transporter family member 1C1-like. The transcript has 14 exons. The record is from RefSeq and is a predicted model, not a curated record. Gene Ontology annotation, molecular function: protein binding. Gene Ontology annotation, cellular component: membrane. NCBI's taxonomy places the organism in Eukaryota, Metazoa, Chordata, Chondrichthyes, Orectolobiformes, Hemiscylliidae. Gene Ontology annotation, biological process: sodium-independent organic anion transport; transmembrane transport. The coding region runs from base 1 to 2079 and encodes 692 amino acids.
AUGGAAAUUCCAAUCAAAGGAAACAUUGCUUCGAAGACGGAGUUCCCGCCUGCAAAUGAGAAACACUCCCGAUUUAAUAGUCUAAAGUUAUUCCUUGCAGCCUUGUCCUGCUUGUACUUUGCAAAAGCAUUUUCCGGGAGCUACAUGAAGAGCACAAUCACGCAGAUAGAGAGACGCUUUGACAUUCCGAGUUCACUCAUCGGUGUUGUUGACGGAAGUUUUGAAAUCGGGAAUCUGUUGGUGAUUGUAUUUGUGAGCUACUUUGGAGCAAAAUUUCACAGGCCCAGGCUCAUUGCAAUUGGAAGUAUGGUCAUGGCUAUUGGAACUUUUCUGAUAGCUUCACCACAUUUCUUCAUGGGACGUUACAACUAUGAAACUGCAAUUACAUUUUCAAGCAAUUUGACCAUGAGCAUCUCCCAGUGUUCAAACACGUCAAAAGACAUGACAACUCCAGCACCUGAGGAAAACUCUUCAGGUUGUGAGAAAGUAGCAGGCUCCUCCAUGUGGAUAUACAUAUUUCUUGGAAAUCUCUUGCGGGGGAUUGGCGAAACGCCAACAGGCCCGCUGGGGAUAUCGUAUCUUGAUGAUUUUGCCAUACAGGAAAAUACUUCCUUCUAUAUAGGAAUUUUAUACACGGUUGCCCUGAUAGGCCCAUUGUUUGGAUAUUUAUUGGGAUCGUUGUGUGCGAAGCUGUUUGUAGACAUUGGCUUUGUUGACUUAGAGAGAGUUACAAUCACGUCAAAGGAUGCACGAUGGGUUGGUGCCUGGUGGCUAGGAUUUCUAAUUGCUGGUGCAUUUUCGCUUCUUUUUUCCAUACCAUUCUGGUUCUUUCCCAAGUCUCUAACCAAAGAGACAAGGAAAAAGGAACUUGGCAAAGCCUCUGAAAAGAUAGAUAUCCUGAGACCGGAUCAAAGUGAACCUGCAAGGAACAACCCCAAACCAAAAAUCUCUGAAGUGGACCAAGGCUUCUUGUCAUCGUUGAAAGCACUCUUUUCAAAUAGCAUCUUUGUCUUGUACUUGGUGUCAAUGGUCUUACAAAUGAAUGCUCUAAUUGGCAUGUUGACGUUUAAACCCAAGUUUAUUGAGCAGCAGUAUGGACAGUCCGCAUCCAGAUCCAACUUCCUCAUUGGUCUCAUAAAUAUCCCUGCAGUGUGCGUUGGAUUUUUCUUGGGAGGAUAUGUGAUGAAAAGGUUGAAAUUGAAUAUUGUUCAAGCAGCGAAAUUAGCCUUUGGAUGUAGCAUCCUGGGUUGGUUAAUAACACUUUCCUUUUGUGCAAUGGGUUGUGAGAACUCUCGAGUAGCUGGUUUAACUGUCUCCUAUCAGGGCACUGCACAGGUCUCCUUUGGGGGGAGUGCUCUGAACCAUGACUGCAAUACUGGCUGCUUCUGCUCCCUGAAACAGUGGGAGCCCAUUUGUGCUGGAGAUGGUGUCACGUAUGUUUCACCCUGUCUCGCUGGUUGCACAACGUCAACUGGAACAGGGAAGAAUAUGGUUUUCCACAACUGCAGCUGCAUUUCUCCAUUGACUGCUGGCAAUUCCUCCGGCCACCUGGGGCAGUGUGCAAGGAGAGAUGAUUGUGAAAAAUCUUUCCGCUACUUCAUGGCAGUCACUGUGCUCACGGCGUUAAUAUUUAGCUUCGGAGCAGUUCCCAGUUUCAUGGUAUUACUCAGGUGCAAUGAGCCGGAGCUGAAAUCGUUGGCAAUGGGUAUAUUCACCCUGUUAGGAAGAACACUUGCUGGAAUUCCAGCUCCUAUUUACUUCGGAGCUUUAAUUGACAAAACCUGCCUGAAAUGGGGAGCCAGCAGAUGUGGGGGACGAGGGGCCUGUAGGAUCUACAACUCUGAUGCUUUCAGGCAUAUCUUCCUGGGCUUACAACUGUCAAUGCGUGGAGCUGGCCUGCUGGUGUUUUUUAUUAUCUUUGCACAAUUGAAGAAACGUUUUCCAGCUCAGAUCGCUAACCCAGAGACUAACUGUGGCACUGAAAUGAUGUCCGAACAGGAUAAGGACCAAAAGUCUGACAAUGGAGACCUCACAGUCAAAACAGCCAACAGUGACCCAGACAAAGAAUCAAAUGCUUGA